AUGUCCGACGUUGAGAAGACGGCCCGUGACGAAAAGGCGCCAGUCGCCGAGGUCGGCCCCGUCGCCGGCACCAAGGACGGCCUGCACGACGACGCGACGCGCGCCAACCCCAUCCUGGACCAGAUCCUCGCCAUGGACCCAGACGAGUACAAGGCGUUUGAGCGCAAGCUUUUGCGCAAGAUUGACCUGCGUCUGAUUCCUUGGAUGACCCUCCUCUACCUCAUGUCCUUCCUCGACCGUGUCAACGUGGGCGCCGCCAAGCUGUUCUCGCUCGAAAAGGCCCUCGGCCUCACCUCGCAGCAGUACUCGAAUGCCUCAAUGAUCUUCUUCGUCUCAUACGUCGCGUUCGAGGUGCCCUUCAACCUUGUGCUCAAGAAGUUCCGCCCGUCCAUCUUCAUCCCGAUCACCAUGAUCCUGUGGGCCAUCUUCCAGACAUGCAUGGGCCUCGUCACCAACUACGGCCAGCUCCUGGCGAUGCGUUUCAUGCUCGGCAUGUUCGAGAGUGGUCUCUUCCCCGGCCUCAACUUCUACCUUACGGGCUGGUACCGCCGCGAGGAGCUUGCUAAGCGCGCGUCCUUCUUCUUCGGUGGCGCCGUGCUCGCUGGCGCCUUUGGUGGCAUCUUCGGCUACGGUCUCGGCCACAUGAACGGCGUGGGCGGCAAGGACGGCUGGUCGUGGAUCUUCAUCAUCGAGGGCCUGCUCACCUUUGUCAUUGCCGUGUCCUCGUUCCGCAUGAUCCACGACUGGCCCGACCGCGCGCGCUUCCUCAACGACUUUGAGCGCGAGUUUGUUCUGUACCGCCUCAAGGCCGACUCGGGCCUCGCGACCCAGGGCAGCUUCAGCUGGGCCGCCGCCAAGAAGGGUUUCACCGACUGGAAGACGUAUCUCUUCAUGCUCUGCUACAUCGGUACCGCCGAGUGCAUCUACUCGCAGUCGCUCUUCUCGCCCUCAAUCGUCGCGUCGCUCGGCACCUGGAAGCCGGCGCAGUCGCUCCUGCUUUCCGUGCCCCCCUACGUCCUGGCCUUCAUCACGACCAUGACAACCGCCUGGCUGUCAGACAAGUACUUCAGGCGUGGCAUCUUCAACAUGUUCUGGUCGACCGUCGCCGUCAUUGGCUACAUUCUGCUCGUCGCCAUCCCGCCCCACAAGGUGCCCGGCGUGCGCUACUUUGCCGUCUUCCUCACCACCAUGGCCAUUGCUCCCAUGAUCGGAACAACCAUCACGUGGACCGGCAACAACUUUGGCAACCACUACAAGAAGGCCGUGGCCAUGGGCAUGGUCUUCUCGGCCGGCAACUCGGGAGGCAUCAUCUCGUCCCAGGCCUACCGCCCCAAGGACGCAAAGACGGGCUACAAGCCCGGCAACGCGACCGCCCUCGCCUUUGCCGCCAUGAACGGCAUCACGUCCGUCAUCCUCUGGUACUUUAUGCGCAAGGAGAACCGUCGCCGCGAGCGCGAGUACGGCCCGCCCCCUGCCGCCAACGUCGUCCACGAGUACGAUGACCCGGCGUACCGCGCGAAGUGGGGCCUCGAGGGCAUGACCCGCGAGGAGAUCCUCAUCCUUGGCGACGACCACCCGGCCUUCCGCUUCGUCCUCUAA
Molecule: messenger RNA, 1599 nt
Organism: Vanrija pseudolonga
Lineage: Eukaryota; Fungi; Basidiomycota; Tremellomycetes; Trichosporonales; Trichosporonaceae
Product: putative transporterc
Exons: 6
Coding region: 1-1599 (532 amino acids)
Biological process (GO): transmembrane transport
Cellular component (GO): membrane
Molecular function (GO): transmembrane transporter activity
Source: RefSeq, a predicted model, not a curated record